This is a messenger RNA of Naegleria gruberi, 698 nucleotides long. Its product is annotated as rab family small GTPase. The transcript has 5 exons. NCBI's taxonomy places the organism in Eukaryota, Heterolobosea, Eutetramitea, Acrasida, Naegleriidae. The record is from RefSeq and is a predicted model, not a curated record. Gene Ontology annotation, molecular function: GTPase activity; GTP binding. Bases 29 to 655 code for a protein of 208 amino acids.
AUUUGGAAUUAAUAUAAAAGAGGAGAAAAUGGGUUGUAAUAAUUCAAAAUCAAAUUCAUCAUCAUCAUCAGGUUCAUCCCGAAAUAACAAGUUGAAUGUUCAUGGACAUGGUGAAGUGGUGGAGCAAAAAGUUACCUACAAAAUUCUUCUGUUAGGUGAUGCUGGCGUCGGAAAAACUUCUUUGGCAAUCAAGUGGGUUGAUGGAUCAUUCCAGGAAAAUUAUAUUGCAACUAUUGGUGUUGAUUUUAAAAAGAAGGAUGUUACAAUUGACAAUCAAAUGAUAAAGUUACAAAUUUGGGAUACAGCAGGUCAAGAAAGGUAUAAUACUAUUCAAGCUACUUAUUAUCGUGGAUGUGCUGGAGUGUUGGUUGUUUAUGACAUGACAGAUUCUGAAUCAUUCCAAAAUGUUCAAAAGUGGAUUACUAAUAUUGAAAAGAAUACUUCACCUCAAGAUGAUAUUACAGUAUUGCUUGUUGGUAAUAAGGCUGACUUGGCUGAUGAAAGAAUGGUUAAAACUGAAGAAGCCAAUGCAUUCUGUAAAAAUACUUCAUGUGUAGUGGAUAGAGUUUUUGAGGUUAGUGCCAAAUCAGGACAAAAUGUCAAUGAUGCUUUCAUGGCCCUCGUAGAAGCCAUUCACAAGAAGAAGAGGAAAUAAGCUCUCUCAAAUUUGUACAUUUAUAUUAUUAAACUAUUAUUAA